This is a messenger RNA of Malania oleifera, 2293 nucleotides long. RefSeq names its product protein trichome berefringence-like 7. Bases 658 to 1926 code for a protein of 422 amino acids. NCBI's taxonomy places the organism in Eukaryota, Viridiplantae, Streptophyta, Magnoliopsida, Santalales, Ximeniaceae. Gene Ontology annotation, cellular component: Golgi apparatus. The record is from RefSeq and is a predicted model, not a curated record. Gene Ontology annotation, molecular function: O-acetyltransferase activity. The transcript has 4 exons.
ACCAAGUUUAGAGCGGCUUUCUCUGAGCACCAAUGAAACUCCGCAACGUGUUCCGAUCCCCUGGGCUUGAGACCAUUCAAUCAGAACUUGCAGAACAUCACCGACAAGCUCGCCUGCUUCUUCUCAACGGCUCCUCUUCAUUGUGGAAGGCCAAAGGUCACAGUUCUAUCACCUUCAGAUUUCAGAGCAGCUGAAUUUCCCUCUACGCAACCAAGCUGGGAGCUGCAUCUUGCCAAUGUCUCCCUCUAUUACCCAGCUGAAAAUAGUCAAAAAGCUUAAAAACUGUAAGAUUUCCGCUCAAAUGAUAAAUGAUGUUUUGUGAUUUGAACCGCACUGAUCUGGGUAAUGGUUGAGAAGGUCCAAUCCUUGUUCAGGUUAGUUUCACUUUCGUGGCAAAUCGGUGGUGGAAGUUGAAAUUUCUGUUUCUGGAAUAUGUACAUGGAUAGGAACUGCAACUGGCGAGUGUUUCCUCCAAUACCCACUUGAAUAAACCGUAAGAUUUCUACUCAAAUCAUUGGAAAGUUAUGUGAUUUUAACUUUACCGAUCUGAGAAAUGGUUCAGAAGGUCUAAUCCUUGUUUGGGCUACCUUCAUUUUCAUGGUUCGUUAGUGCUGAAAGUUGAGAUUUCUGUUUCUGGAAUGUGUACAUGGGAUCAAAAUGUUGGUGAGCAGAUUUGAUUGGAACCCUGUUGGGUCUUUUAAGCUUUUAGUUGAAAGGGUUUUGAGUUUCAGUAAAUCUAUUAUUGGGGGGCAUUUUCACAGUUGGGUUCACCAAUCAUUCAACACUCUGCUGCUGCUCGGCUCAGUCAUAUUUUUCCUUAUAGCCAUUGGGUGUUCAUAUCUGUACCUAUUUCCUGCGUUCCAUUUGGUAAUUCCUGGUUAUGGAAUACCCAAGUCCAGGAGUAUAGCUAGCCAGUGUAAUGUAUUUGAAGGAAAGUGGAUCCGAGACGAAAGUUAUCCUUUAUAUGAUGCAUCCCAAUGCCCUUUUGCAGAACGUGGAUUUAAUUGUCUGGCUAAUGGGAGAAAGGAUAGUGGUUAUCUUAAAUGGAGGUGGAAGCCCAAUAAUUGCGAUGUUCCAAGAUUUAAUUUGACUGUAAUUCUCGAAAAGCUUCGUGGGAAACGGGUGAUUUUUGUUGGUGAUUCAUUGAGUAGGACGCAGUGGGAGUCUAUGAUAUGCAUCCUCAUGACUGGCGUGGAUGAUAAGAAGAGUGUAUAUGAAGUCAAUGGGAAUAAGAUCACCAAACAGAUUAGGUUUUUAGGGGUUCGGUUUAGUUCCUUCAAUUUUACAAUUGAGUUCUACCGUUCUGUUUUUCUCGUGCAGCCUGGCCCUGUUCCAAAGCAUGCACCAAAGAGGGUAAAGUCGGUGCUUAAGCUUGACAAGUUGGAUGGAAUCAGUAAAGAGUGGAUUAAUUCUGAUGUUCUGAUCUUUAAUUCAGGACACUGGUGGACAAGGGGGAAGCUUUUUGGAACGGGCUGCUAUUUCCAGCAAGGUGGUUCACUAAAGCUUGGGAUGCCAAUCAUGACUGCCUUUAGAACAGCCUUAAACACUUGGGCUUCUUGGGUCGAGAGUAAGGUGAACUCCAGUAGGACACACAUAUUCUUUCGAACUUUCGAAUCUUCUCAUUGGAGUGGUAAAACCCGAAACAUUUGCAAAGUGACACGACGCCCCUCGUCAAAAACUAGAGGGAGGGACCGAAGCCCAAUUUCAGACACGAUAAUGGAAGUGGUGAAGAACAUGACUGUUCCUGUGACAGUCCUACAUGUUACACCCAUGGGGGCGUUCCGAAGUGAUGGAAAUGUAGGCACUUGGACUGACAAUCCAUCCGUGCCUGAUUGCAGCCAUUGGUGCCUGCCUGGAGUGCCUGAUACCUGGAAUGAAAUUCUCUUCUCACAUCUGUUUUCUGGAAAUGGAUUUUCCCUUCUGUGAUCAGAAACAAUUUGCAAGCAGUUCAUAUACCAGGUGAAUUGACUUGGUUCUUCCUUCCCAAUUCAAGUUCUUUACCACGUGUGCAUUUGAAGACCUACUUCAAAUUAUCUACCCUUCGCAGAUUGCAAGAAUCUAAUGUAAGAUAUCAACAUGAUUUCUAGGACUUCUUCUAAAGGAUUAAUUUUUUUUUUACUUAAUUAUUUUUUCCCUCUUCUUGAGGCUGCAGAACAACCAAUUCUCCUAAUUAACACGAGCUACAUGUCCAAUGUAUUCUUCUAUCUUUUUAUUUUUUAUUUUUGUACUGGGACGCAUGCUACUUGAAAGAUCAUCAAAGCAAUAAAAUGUUUGUAUGUCUUCCUUAUGUUAA